CCUUAUGGAGAAAGAGGGUUUGAUCCGAGGUGUUCGUUACCUUGAGCAGAAUGGGGUACCAAUAAGCCAGAUAGUGACUGACAGACAUCUUCAGGUUGCCAAGUGGCUGCGUAAGAACCUACCAGAUACAACACAUAGCAUUGAUGUGUGGCAUGUAGCAAAAGGUUUUAAGAAGAAGCUGUUGAGCCUCAGCAAAGAAAAGGAUUGCGAGCACCUUAGAGAGUGGAUAAAAAGUCUGGAAAACCAUUUGUAUUGGGUACCCUCCUCAGCACCUGAUGAUGAAGACAAUGAGCUCAAAUGGGAAAAGUGGACUAGUAUAACCAACCAUGUCCAGAACAUUCAUAAAGGUAACGAGCAACGUUUUCAACGGUGUGAACAUGGGGACCUUGACCCAACUGCUAAACGGAAAAGAUGGUUGAGACCAGGAACCAAAGUGAUGGAGAUGUUAGGAACCAUUGUGAAUAGCAGACAGAUGAAGAAGGACAUCCCCAUGCUCUCGUCAUCAUUUCAGACUUCAAGUGUAGAGGCAUUCCACUCUGUCAUAAACCAGUUUGCGCCAAAGAUGUACAAAUUCUCCUACUUUGGAAUGCAAAGUCGCUUGGCCUUAGCCUUAGCAGCACUUCACUACAAUGAGAAUUCCAGUAAGGAUCAGGCAGCCACAAGAGAGGGGAAUCUACAAUACAGCAUUGUAUUUCCUAAGCACAAAAAAGGGGGACUACACUGCGACGAAAAUCAAGACGCAAAGUACUUAUGGUAA
Messenger RNA from Saccostrea echinata, 757 nucleotides. RefSeq lists its product as uncharacterized. The transcript is spliced from 4 exons. Lineage: Eukaryota; Metazoa; Mollusca; Bivalvia; Ostreida; Ostreidae. The record is from RefSeq and is a predicted model, not a curated record. Bases 5 to 757 code for a protein of 250 amino acids.